Messenger RNA from Pygoscelis adeliae (Adelie penguin), 771 nucleotides. RefSeq names its product growth hormone secretagogue receptor type 1-like. Lineage: Eukaryota; Metazoa; Chordata; Aves; Sphenisciformes; Spheniscidae. The record is from RefSeq and is a predicted model, not a curated record. Gene Ontology annotation, cellular component: plasma membrane. Gene Ontology annotation, biological process: G protein-coupled receptor signaling pathway. Gene Ontology annotation, molecular function: G protein-coupled receptor activity.
AUGGGCUCCAUCUCGAAUCGCAGCUGUUUCAGAAAUGACACGGACUCCUCUGAAGAUCAGUCUUUUUCUUUGUUUGACGUCCAUAUUUUGCUGCCCGUGACAGUAAUGUCCAUCAUCCUGUUUUUCUUGGGAGUCUCUGGGAAUUUGAUAACGAUAGUCAUUUUCAGACGCUCGCGGGAGAUGAGGACGACAGUGAACAUGUACCUGGCCAGCAUGGCGCUGUCGGACACGCCGAUUUUCCUUGGCCUGCCUUCGGAUCUCUACCGCCUUUGGAAGUACAAGCCCUACAUAUUUGGGGAUUUUCUCUGCAAGUUCUUCAUUUACCUGAGUGAAACGUGCACGUACUGCACCAUCCUGCACAUCCCCACGGCGAGCGUGGAGAGGUACUUUGCCAUCUGCUUUCUCCUGAAAGCCAAAGCCACCAUCACCAAGUGCCGGGUGAAACGGGUCAUCCUGGCGCUGUGGGGCUGCUCCCUCCUGACCGCCGGCCCCAUCCUCUUCCUCCUUGGGGUGGAACACCCCAACGGCAGCCCGCCCCAGGAGAGCAGGUCCGUCGAGCGCGUGGCCCGCACGGGGCUGCUCGAGACGAUGACCUGGGUCUCCACCGUUUAUUUCUUCCUGCCAAUGCUCUGCCUGACCCUGCUGUACGGACUCCUCGGCAGGAAGCUCUGGCGGAGCGGGCAGCGGCUGCCGGGCUGCCGCAGGAAAAGGUCCCACACGCAGACUGUCAAAAUGCUGGAUUUCACUCUGGGCGAAGAGUUUUACAAAUGA